Messenger RNA from Penicillium macrosclerotiorum, 1374 nucleotides. RefSeq names its product glycoside hydrolase family 76 protein. Lineage: Eukaryota; Fungi; Ascomycota; Eurotiomycetes; Eurotiales; Aspergillaceae. The transcript has 3 exons. Gene Ontology annotation, biological process: fungal-type cell wall biogenesis; carbohydrate catabolic process. Gene Ontology annotation, molecular function: mannan endo-1,6-alpha-mannosidase activity. The coding region runs from base 1 to 1374 and encodes 457 amino acids. The record is from RefSeq and is a predicted model, not a curated record.
AUGCUUGUCGAAAAUUGGAAGACGGUGUUCGCCGUCACUCUGCUGACAGGCAGCACAUCGGCGAUCAAUUUGGACAUUAACAGUGAAUCCUCGAUCAAAAACGCAGCUUCCGUGGUUGCUAAAAAUACGAUUUCGGAUUACAAUGACAGAAAUUCGAACAACAUCCCCGGAUAUGUGGCUACAAGCUGGGCAGAGGGUGGUGUAUUAUUCGAAUCUAUGAUCAGAUACUGGUAUUAUACUGGUGAUUCCUCCAACAACGAGCUGAUUAGUGACGGAAUGUAUUGGCAACGGGGAGAAGACGAUUACUUCCCAGCCAAUUACUCCUCAUAUCUGGGAAACGACGACCAGAUUAUGUGGGCUCUUGCUGCAAUGACGGGCGCUGAGCUAGGCUUCCCUCAACGAUCUUCAAUGCCUUCUUGGGCCACACUGGCGAAAAACGUGUUUGAUGAGCUCAUUGUCCGCUGGGAUGAUCAAAACUGCAACGGUGGCAUGCGUUGGCAGAUUUGGCCCUUCGAGGCUGGAUAUACGACCAAGAAUGCCAUUACAAACGGUGGAUUGUUUGAGCUCGCUGCUCGUCUAGCUCGGUACACCAAUAACCAGACAUACUCUGAUUGGGCCGAGAAAGUCUGGGAUUGGAGUAGUACUACGCCACUUCUAGAAACUGCAGACUGGAAAAUCGCAGACUCGACGACCUGCGAAACUAAAUGCACUGAUCAUGGGGACUGGCAUUGGUCUUGGAACUAUGGCGUGUAUAUGACAGGUGCGGCAUAUAUGUACAAUAUUACCGAUGGCAAAGGGAAGUGGAAGACUGGUCUUGAUGGUCUUCUGAAUAGCAGUUCUCAGUUCUUCCCUGAUCACGGGUAUAACAACGCUGAUGGCAAGGUCAUGGUCGAAAUUACGUGCGAAGCUGUCGAAACAUGCAAUAAAAUUCAACAGUAUAUGAAGGGCACGUUCCUACAGGACCUGGCAAUGAUUAGCGUUGUCGCUCCAUACACAUCUUCUGGAAUCCUGCCAUUGCUGAAAGGCACGGCGACCGCAGCCGCGCAGGGAUGCACUGGCGGCAAGGAUGACACUCGCUGCAGUGGUCGCUGGUAUAUAAAAGCAUAUGAUGGAGAUGAUAGUAUGGCGAAUCAGAUAUCCGCAUUGAGUCUGUUUACCUCCAACCUGGUCGCCUUCAACAGCAAUACCCCCUUUACCCAAUCUACAGCAUCGAAUACUACAACUGGCUCGGUGACAAGCAGUGGAAGCGAAAAUUCUACCAGCUCGGGGACUGUGACAGCCACAACUACUGGAAAUAAUGCUGCUAGUGUGCUGGUUGGUGCCCCUGUUAGUAUCACUGCUGCCAUGUUUUCUGCCCUUCUGCACUUCUUCUAG